Messenger RNA from Monoraphidium neglectum, 252 nucleotides. RefSeq lists its product as hypothetical. The coding region runs from base 1 to 252 and encodes 83 amino acids. The transcript is spliced from 2 exons. NCBI's taxonomy places the organism in Eukaryota, Viridiplantae, Chlorophyta, Chlorophyceae, Sphaeropleales, Selenastraceae. The record is from RefSeq and is a predicted model, not a curated record.
AUGGCCACCAGCAGCAACCUGCGCUACCAGAUCGUGGCCGGCGUCAUCGAGGAGCGGGGCAUCGAGACCAUCUUCAAGGGCCAAUACCAGCUGUGCGCCGCCCUCUCCUUUGUCAUCCGCACCGCCAACACGUUCGUCGGGUCCCUCUUGUGGGUCGACUUUGUGCGGCUGCUCGGCAUGCAGACGGCAAAGGCGGAGGCCGCCGCGCCGGCCCCCGUGGCGGUCAAGGGGAAGAAGGGCAAGAAGAAGUGA